Malus domestica (apple) is the source of this 1049-nucleotide messenger RNA. NCBI's taxonomy places the organism in Eukaryota, Viridiplantae, Streptophyta, Magnoliopsida, Rosales, Rosaceae. The record is from RefSeq and is a predicted model, not a curated record.
UUAAUUAAUUAAAUUAUGUGCAGAUAACUUUUGAACUAGCAGUGAAGCAACUCAUGAGCUUUGAUCCAAAUGAAUGGACCGAAAGUCUAAGGAAGGAGUACGUCCUACUGAUCGAAGGCUUCUUCUCCGUUCCUUUGCCUCUAUUUUCCACCACCUACCGCCGGGCCAUUACUGCGCGGACAAAGGUGGCGGAGGCAUUGACCUUGAUAGUGAGGCAAAGGAGGGAGGAGAGCGAAGCCGGGCAGAUAAAAGAGGACAUGUUAGGCGCACUUUUGAGCGGAGACACCGCACUCUCCGACGAGGAGAUUGUGGAUUUCUUGCUUGCUUUGCUGGUGGCCGGCUAUGAAACCACCUCAACAAUCAUGACACUUGCCGUAAAGUUCUUGACGGAGACACCUCUGGCCCAUGCUCAACUCAAGGAGGAACAUGAGCAAAUUAGGGCGAACAAGAAGUCAUCCGAGACUUUGGAAUGGAGUGAUUAUAAGUCAAUGCCAUUCACUCAGUGUGUUGUAAACGAGACACUGCGAGUAGCAAACAUAAUUAGCGGGAUAUUUAGGCGGGCAAUGACGGAUGUUCACAUUAAAGGAUACACAAUCCCUAAAGGUUGGAAGGUAUUUGCAUCGUUCCGUGCUGUACAUCUUGAUCAAGAUCAUUUCAAGGACGCUCGAACUUUUAAUCCAUGGAGGUGGCAGAGCAACUCUGGACCGGCCACAAGCCCAGCAAAUGUGUUCACACCAUUCGGAGGAGGGCCAAGGCUGUGCCCAGGCUAUGAGCUUGCCAGAGUAGAAAUCUCAGUCUUCCUUCACCACUUAGUCACUCGUUUCAGCAGUUGGGUUCCUGAUGAGGAAGAUAAGCUGGUGUUUUUUCCGACGACGAGGACGCAGAAGAGGUACCCGAUCAAUGUGCAGCGGAGGAACAAUGUGUCAUAUGGGCAAUGUAAAGAGUAAACCAGAGGAGAAAGCAAAUGAGUCAGGAAAUUAUGUAGUAGUACUAGAGCUGUAAUAUCCUUUGAUCUCCAACCCAAUAAAAUUAUAUUAUUAAUUAAUUAA